Messenger RNA from Paramecium primaurelia, 1150 nucleotides. Lineage: Eukaryota; Ciliophora; Oligohymenophorea; Peniculida; Parameciidae. The record is from the annotation of a GenBank genome assembly.
AUGAUUUUAUAAAAAAGAGAAAAAUUCAGAUGUAGCAUUAGAAGAGAAGCAUUAGAGAAUCAUUUCAAAUUGGCUAGAGAAAAAGUCCAUCAAAAUAAUACUAAUUUAUAAUUAAUUCAAAAGUAUGAAUAAUUAAUACAAGCUAAUGUAAUUGAUUCCGAUUUCUUACAAGAAUCUAUCCUUCUCCUAGAAAGUACAAAUGAUGAAGAUCUUAUAGUCAUCAUUCUUAGAUAUAUUGAAAAAUUUGACCUAUCAAAUCAAUCAUAUAAAUUGUCUGAAGCACUAAUAAAAUAGUUAAAUAACACUAAAAUUAAUAGUUUAUAAUUCUAUGUAAGAAACUUAUUAUUAUAUAGCUUAUUGUAUCAAUAACUAAUAUUUUAUCUUUACAAAACUCAGAAACAUUUACACAAUUUGUUUCAUUUAAAUUAUUAAUGUCUGUCUCAGAAAUUCUUGAUAGUUUUACAGAAUUAGAUAUUAUACCCAAUUUAUUAGAGUGUAUUUCAUGUUGGCCAUAUUAAUUUAUUAAAAUGAACUCUGACUAAUAAUAACUCAAAUUGUUAUAAUCCAUUAAAACCUUUAAAUAAUAUGAAGAACUAAAUUUUUAUAAAUUUCUUAUUAAAAUAACAGAAGAAAUCUAAAAUGAUGAAUAUCUUUUUACUUACUUAAUAAAGAAUAAAUACAUUUAAGAAGCUAUAGAUGAUUUUAAAGAUAACAAAAUGUAUGUUCUUGACUUUUUUAUUAAUUUAUCUUUUUUAGAAGGUGAAUAAUUAAUGCAGAUAAUAUCAUAUCAAUUCUUAUCUCCCAUAAUUUUUGAAUUAAAUAAGGAUAACAAAAUCCAAGGAGGAUUAUAUAUACUUAUUCGGAAUCUGUUAUUAUCAAAUUAUUAAAUUCGAUUAUAUUUCUAUGAUUUUAAAAUUUAUUAACACCUUUCAUAUGGCAUAGAAUAUUGUUUAGAUAGAUUGGAUAUUACUAAUUUAGAAGAAGUAAUAUUAUUAUUUAUUUUAGAUUUUAAUGUGCAUAAAAUCAGUAAUUUAAUAGGAUGAAGUAUCUUAUGCUAGUACUAAAUAAUAAAUAAUAUCAUCUGAGAUUGAAUUAAUGUUAUAAAAUAUUUUUUUAUCUUUGGAGAAUUAAAAAGAUAUUUUCAUUUUGA